Echinostoma caproni is the source of this 561-nucleotide messenger RNA. Lineage: Eukaryota; Metazoa; Platyhelminthes; Trematoda; Plagiorchiida; Echinostomatidae. The record is from the annotation of a GenBank genome assembly.
AUGGUGCAAGCAGAGAAUGUUGAACGAGAUAACACAAUAAAUCGGACAAUAGAUGUGGAUAACAUGAUUCUUUUAAGACAUCUUUACGGUUUAGCAGAAACCAUCUAUCAGGCAGCCGUACGUGAGCAGGUUGAUCAGGUUGUAGUUAUCAGUGGUGAAUCGGGUUCAGGGAAAACGGAAGCAUUCAAAAGAAUUACUCGAUAUCUGGCAGCGGCAAGCGAACCAAGGGGAACAGAACUAGGUUCGGUUGCUCGUCGUGUUCUUGACAGUACUCCCGUUCUGGAAAGUUUUGGAAAUGCAACAACCGUUCGUAAUGAUAACUCUUCUCGUUUUGGCAAAUACGUGGAGAUUUUCAUGGCCAACUCCAUCAUUGUCGGAGCCAAACUUACGAACUACUUGCUAGAAAAGUCAAGAAUUGUUCGUCUCGGUGAAAAAGAACGCAAUUAUCACUUAUUUUACGAACUGCUUAGUUCGUUGGAUGAUGCCAGUAAAGAACGACACUUUUUGAAGAAUGUUGAGGAUUACAAGUAUCUUAUUCAUGUGAGUAAACCCUACAGUUAA